Drosophila innubila is the source of this 1170-nucleotide messenger RNA. Its product is annotated as probable phospholipid hydroperoxide glutathione peroxidase. Gene Ontology annotation, molecular function: glutathione peroxidase activity. NCBI's taxonomy places the organism in Eukaryota, Metazoa, Arthropoda, Insecta, Diptera, Drosophilidae. The coding region runs from base 106 to 612 and encodes 168 amino acids. The record is from RefSeq and is a predicted model, not a curated record. Gene Ontology annotation, biological process: response to oxidative stress. The transcript is spliced from 3 exons.
UGGCAACACUCAACAGCUGUUUUUGUUAAAGCAAUUAAACAGCACUGGUGGGUGUAACAGUCUAGAAUUGGGUUUUGAAACAAAACGCAUACGAAAUAAGUCGACAUGUCCAACGAUGAGAACAAGAACGCUGCGUCCAUCUACGAGUUUACCGUAAAGGAUACACACGGUAAUGAUGUAUCCCUGAAGAAAUUCCAGGGCAAGGUCGUCUUGGUGGUGAACAUUGCCUCACAGUGCAACCUGACCAAGAAGAAUUAUCAGAAAUUGACCGAUCUUAAGGAGAAGUAUGGUGACCGUGGUCUGAUCAUUUUGAAUUUCCCAUGCAAUCAGUUCAACUCGGAAAUGCCUGAGGCGGAUGGUGAGCCGAUGGUUUGUCACCUGCGCGACUCCAAGGCUGACAUUGGCGAACUAUUUGCCAAGGUCAAUGUCAAUGGAGAUGACGCCGCACCUUUGUACAAGUACCUGAAGGCCAAGCAGACCGGCACUCUAGGGAGCGGCAUCAAGUGGAACUUUACCAAGUUUCUGGUAAACAAGGAAGGCAUCCCAAUUAACCGCUAUGCACCCACUACUGAUCCUAUGGACAUAGCCAAGGAUAUUGAGAAAUUGUUGUAGAUAUCUAGUUUAUAAGCAGUAUAAGACUAUUUACAAGUACAUAUACAUUUAUUAUAGCUUUCGUCAUGCCUCGUUAGCUGCAUUAACUUACAACUUAGUCCUGUAGCUGUUAACCAUACAUAUGGCUUUAAAACACAACUUUGAAAAUGAUAAUUAUAAUUAUUUAAUACUUUAUAAUGAAUCCCAGCUUAGUCAUAUGCGUAUUAUGUAAAAACUAUAUAAAUGUUGUCUUUUCCAUAACGUUCUAGUUUGAAAACUAUUCGAUGCCGGCAAAACGAUAGUUGCUAAUUAAUAAAAACAAUCGUUACUAUCGAUUUGGCAAUUGAAGAUUUGACAGCACUAGGUCGAUUGCGGCUACACUGGCAAUGUAAAUUUUAGUUAAUGCAAAUUUCAAAAUGCAAUAAAUUGCAACAAUUUUAUAAUUUGAUGAAAAUUUAAAAUUCGAAACUAUAUAAAAUUAGGGAAAACAUUUAAAUUAAAGUUUGAAGUUCGCCACCCCAAGGGGAGAGAAGUUACCAAUUUAAUUCUAAAAAAAAUAUUUAAAAAUAUAGAAAAUUC